Messenger RNA from Drosophila takahashii, 568 nucleotides. RefSeq lists its product as uncharacterized. Lineage: Eukaryota; Metazoa; Arthropoda; Insecta; Diptera; Drosophilidae. The record is from RefSeq and is a predicted model, not a curated record.
UUGGAUUCAGUUUCGCUUGUGACAGCUUUGUGCGGAGUUGCGUGUUUAGCUAUAAAAAAAAAAAGAAUAUCCUCCGAUCAAAAUGUGGAAGAAAGUGAUUUUCUGUGUGGUUCUUGUGGCCUUUUUGGGCAUCCAGUUUGCCGACUCGCUAACCUGCUCGAAAUGUACAACGCCGAGUGGAUGCAAAAGUCCCUCGUCCGAAACCUGCUCGAAUUCGACAGCCAAUUCCAACAAGGCCUUUUUGGAAACGUUCCACAACAAUGUGCCCGCCGUUAAUGGCAGUUUUAAUUUCUCCUGUGCCAAUCUCACCUACUACCAUGCAGCAAACAAUUCCCAUGCAUCUGAGUUCCUGGGCUGUGUCUUCAAUGAGACCAACGUCUGCGGUCUUACUUUGACCAGCUCCACGACUGGAUGGUCGAAGAAGUGCCUCACAUGCGGCACAGAUUACUGCAACCCGGCGGGAACUUUCAGCGGUAGUGCCUAUACCAUCGUAGGUUCCGCGAUUGCACUGCUUUUGGCCAAGGUCCUGAGCUAAACCCAUCAUCUAACUGAGGACCUACGCAGUAUU